Homo sapiens (human) is the source of this 746-nucleotide messenger RNA. It is a transcript of the gene MT1E, whose product is annotated as metallothionein 1E. The record is from RefSeq and is marked validated. The coding region runs from base 72 to 455 and encodes 127 amino acids. NCBI's taxonomy places the organism in Eukaryota, Metazoa, Chordata, Mammalia, Primates, Hominidae. Gene Ontology annotation, molecular function: metal ion binding. The transcript is spliced from 2 exons.
AUUCUGCUUUCCAACUGCCUGACUGCUUGUUCGUCUCACUGGUGUGAGCUCCAGCAUCCCCUUUGCUCGAAAUGGACCCCAACUGCUCUUGCGCCACUGGUGGCUCCUGCACGUGCGCCGGCUCCUGCAAGUGCAAAGAGUGCAAAUGCACCUCCUGCAAGAAGAGUGAGUGCGGGGCCAUCUCCAGGAAUCUGGGGCUGUGGCUCAGGUUGGGAGGGAACUCAAGGCUGGCCCUGAGUGCAUCCUUCUGGGGAACUGGGCUUUCUUUGCCCUCAUUGCCCGUGUCAUUCCCUCUCCAGGCUUUCUGCCCUAAAUUCAGAUGGGGCAGGACAGCAUUUUUCUCGUGGGACACAAACCCCAACUGUACCCCCUAUGGUUUCAGAACAGAGCUGUGCCAGACGAAAAAAAGCAUCCUCUGGGUCUGGGUUCUGAGCUCGAGCCAGGCUUGCUAUUAGGGCAGGGAGGUGCCCGGUCAAGUCUACUGCCACCUCUCACUCUCCCCUUCUUCCCCAGGCUGCUGUUCCUGCUGCCCCGUGGGCUGUGCCAAGUGUGCCCAGGGCUGCGUCUGCAAAGGGGCAUCGGAGAAGUGCAGCUGCUGUGCCUGAUGUGGGAACAGCUCUUCUCCCAGAUGUAAAUAGAACAACCUGCACAACCUGGAUUUUUUUAAAAAUACAACACUGAGCCAUUUGCUGCAUUUCUUUUUAUACUAAAUAUGUGACUGACAAUAAAAACAAUUUUGACUUUAA